Exophiala bonariae is the source of this 666-nucleotide messenger RNA. RefSeq lists its product as uncharacterized. The transcript has a single exon. The coding region runs from base 1 to 666 and encodes 221 amino acids. The record is from RefSeq and is a predicted model, not a curated record. NCBI's taxonomy places the organism in Eukaryota, Fungi, Ascomycota, Eurotiomycetes, Chaetothyriales, Herpotrichiellaceae.
AUGUCGGAUGCUCCCGAGACGAGUACCAUCCAAUGUUCACUCCCACCUCAUCGAGAACUGUUAAGCUUCUCCAACAUUGAAGGAUUUGAAGUUCACUAUUCCAAAGAACAUUCCAAUCGUUGCUCUUCAUGUGGGAAGAACUUUCCAACCGCCCAUUUUCUGGCAUUACAUACUGAUGAGAAUCACAACACCUUUCGUGAGGCUCUACAAGCUAAAGGUGAGAAGACCUACGCAUGUUUUGUCCAAGGCUGUGAGAAAGUUUGUUCUACUCCACAAAAGCGCCGUCUUCAUUUGAUCGAUAAACACUUGUUCCCCAAGAUAUACAAUUUUAGAAUUGUGGAUACCGGCAUCGACAAAUCUACCUCAAUGCUCCAUGAGAGUCGAAGGAGAAGAGUUUCUACCGCAACUGACCCGCCUCAGCCUAGUGGGCAUCAGAGGAAGGAUUCUAGGACCGGGGCCAUUUCGAAAAAGCAAUCAUCUCCUGUACCACCAUUGUCGGAGGGUGAACUGAUGAGGACGAAAGCGAAUAUCGAAACCCAAGAUCGCAAUCUGGUCGAGAGUGUCUCGGAUAAUACCAUCAAAGAGCUUGAGCAAUCCAUGUCGUCUUUACGCUUUGUACCACCGAGUGUUGCGAAUAAGGUACGUAACAAGCCAAAACAGCGCUGA